GUCUUCUCUUCAGUUGUUCGGUCAACGCCGUUGCAAGUGGUUGUAGCAAAAAAUAAAACGAUUUUUUUCAUCCUACCAAACCAUCUCCACACCUGAUUUGGCUUGGAAGCAUUCGCUCUCCCCUAGCCGCGCUGCCAGUUCUCCUCAGUUUCAGUGUUGUCCCUCGGUUCGCGUUGUUUUGUGUAGUCUUUGUUCGCGGUGUUUGUGUGCUAGUUGAAUUCAAUGAUUGUUUCAAUCCGAGGCAAGUGAUGCCAUGUGAUUCCAGUGGAAAACAAGUUUUUGGGAAUGGCAACUCUGGGACUGUCGAAGGUUUUCAUUUUGGACAAAUAUUUCACCGAGCUGCAGAAGUUUUGGGAGACCGAGAAGAAGCUUCAAGAUGCUUCCUCAUCGAAUGAAGCGGUUCACCUGCAGAAACGACUGCAGAGCCUGAGCUCAGAGCUGGUGACUCUGCGCAACAGACUGCACGUCCAAGGUCAGCCAGGGGGCACGCCUCCUGCCCCCAACACCCCGCCCACUCUGCCGGCGACAGCGGCCAAUCAGAGCGCAGCGUCGCAUCCCAACAACCAAUCAGCGCUCCGAACGCACCCCACCAACCAAUCAGCGAUCGGCACUCCGCCCACGUUCCCCCGCCACCUACCCGCACCUAUACCGCAGCAUAUAAAUGCUGGAGGGGUGGUAGGUGGUGGCGGGGGUGUGGUGGGGGGUCCUGGAGGUGCCAUGCAGCCGAGGGGGUCCACCUCUGUGGCUGACCUUGAUGACCUCAUCCACCUCGCCGGACCCCUCACCGAGGAUGCUUUGCUCAAGUGUCUCCACGCGAGGUUUUGUGCCUCGCAGCUUUAUACGAACGUGGGCCCCAUCUUACUCUCAGUCAACCCCUACAAAGAUGUGGGCAACCCCCUAACCCUAACCAGCACGAGAGGAAUCCAGUUAAGUCCGAAACUGCUGAGGGUAGUUCAGGAAGCAGUUCGUCAACAGUCAGAGAGCGGCUAUCCCCAGGCUAUUAUUCUCUCUGGCACAAGCGGCUCGGGCAAGACGUAUGCGUCGAUGCUUUUACUGCGUCAGCUGUUUGACGUGGCGGGAGGCGGACCCGAGACGGACGCCUUCAAGCACCUCGCCGCCGCCUUCACAGUCCUCCGCUCGCUCGGCUCAGCCAAAACCUCCUCCAACUCUGAAUCUAGUCGCAUUGGUCAUUUUAUAGAAGUUCAAGUAACAGAUGGAGCACUUUACCGAACCAAAAUUCACUGUUACUUUCUGGAUCAAACACGGGUAAUCAAACCACUUCCUAAAGAGAAGAACUACCACAUCUUCUACCAGAUGCUAGCUGGCCUCACACCUGAGGAAAGAGCCAAACUAAACCUGGAAGGAUAUUCCCCUCUGAAUCUAGCAUACCUGCAACAUGGAGAUACUAACCAGGACGAAGCCGAAGAUGCAGUCAGGUUCCAAGCGUGGAAAGCAUGUCUGGGUGUGCUAGGCAUCCCGUUCCUGGACGUAGUGCGCGUUCUAGCGGCAGUUCUGCUGCUGGGGAACGUGCAAUUCGUAGACGCGGGCGCAGGCGCAGCCGAGGUCGGCGUCAAAGGAGAGACGGAACUAGCGUCGGUCGCCGCGCUGCUAGGCGUCGGUCGCACGGCGCUGUUUCGCGGCAUCACGGCGCGCACGCAUGCGGCACGCGGCGGCCAACUAGUCAAGUCGCUGUGUGACGCCAACAUGUCGAAUGCGAUCCGCGACUCGCUCGCCAAGGCGCUCUACUGUCGCACGGUCGCCACCAUUGUGCGCCGCGCCAACAGCCUCAAGCGACUUGGAUCGACGCUCGGCACGCUCAGUUCUGAUUCUAACGAGUCGGUGCAUAAUCAGGCCGAGGUGGCAAGCCAACACGCGUCAACAGUGGGCACAGCCGGCUCCAAAUCCAGCAAAUCAAUGGCGGCGCUCAACAAUGCAGUCAGGCAUGCCACUGAUGGCUUCAUCGGAAUCCUAGACAUGUUUGGAUUCGAAGAGCCAAAGCCGAGUCAAUUGGAGCACUUGUGCAUCAACCUGUGCGCAGAGACAAUGCAGCACUUCUACAACACACACAUAUUCAAGUCGAGCAUCGAAUCGUGUCGAGACGAGGGCAUCCAGUGUGAGGUGGUCGUCGACUAUGUCGAUAAUGUGCCCUGUAUCGAUCUCAUCUCCUCACUGCGCACAGGACUUCUAAGUAUGCUGGACGUGGAGUGCUCGAUCAGAGGAUCGGCGGAGUCGUACAUAGCCAAAGUGAGAGCCCAACACCGGCACAAUCCGCGGCUGUUCGAGCCGAAACCCCUCGAGCAGAGAACAUUCGGCAUCCAGCAUUUUGCUGGAAACGUAGUAUACGAUGCAACCGACUUCCUAGAUACAAACAAAGAUGUGGUGCCUGAUGACCUGGUGGCGGUUUUCCACAAGCAGAGUUGCAACUUUGGAUUCGCCACUCAUUUGUUCGGCAGUGAACUGAAAGCUCUGUUUUCAAUGGAUACGGCUCCAAGGGGUGUCAGUUUCCGCAUUUCACCUACGUCUCACUCUGAUUUACUAAACGGAGAUGAGCCGGUUUCGACGCUGACACAAGACUUCCACACGCGACUGGACAACCUACUGCGCACGCUGGUCCACGCGCGACCCCACUUCGUGCGCUGCUUGCGUGCCAACAGCACAGAGACGCCGGGUCGCUUCGACAAGGCCACCAUCAUGAAGCAGAUACGCUCGCUGCAGGUGCUCGAGACUGUCAACCUUAUGGCUGGAGGCUACCCGCACCGCAUGCGUUUCAAGGCGUUCAACUUGCGCUACAAACUACUCGCGCCUUUCGGCAAGCUGAAGCGUUGCGAGGAGCGAGCCCUGGACGACUGCCUGUUGAUCCUGCAGUGCCUCGAGGAGAAGCACUCGCUCAAGGCGGCUCAGCAAGCGCAGUCACCCACGAGUCAAGUCAGCACCAGCUGGGCAUUCGGCAAGCGCCAUAUAUUCCUCAGUGAGGGAGUCAGGCAGCAGUUGGAGCGAUUAAGAUGGGAGAUGCGACACAGAGCAGCCGUGCUGAUCCAGUCGACAUGGCGCGGUUGGCACAUGCGCAGUAGGUGGCCGCUGAUACGGCGCAACCUGGAACAACUCCACAUCCAAUCGCCGUCACAGCUCAACAACACAACAACAUCGGUGCGCGUCAACAACAGUUCAUCGAAUAUGGCGGCCAGGGGUGCCAACAACAGCGCGACAACAACGGCCGGUGUGAUCAGCACGACAACUGGCAACACUGCCACGCUGACCCGACCGCGACCGCAGCCUAUAGCUGGCACUCCGCCUCCCGACCCCACUGAAAAGUGCAACCAGAAGAUGAUACAGCAGACCUGCACCUUGUUCGGACUCGAUAUGGAGAGACCUCCACCCGUUCCGCCUAGCCGAUCGUACACAGUUACAGGCAACACGAAGCUCGGAUACCCUCAAACCAGAGUCAUGAAGAAACCUUUCCCAGAGGACGGGAGUGGUGAGGUGACGUUGCUGAAGGGGGACACCGUGGUGGUGGUGGGGGCGUCACCGCAGAGGGGCUUCCUAGUGGUAGAGCACAGCAGUCAUAGUUUACAUGUGCCAUACCAAUACUUAGAACUCAAACCCAGUCCCAUUAGUAUUUAGAUCCGUCUGUAGAUUUUCAAAAACCAAUCAACUUUCAUCAACAAAGACUGUAAAUAGGGUAGGAGAAGGACUACUGAUUUUUGUUAAUAGUUAGCCUAGAAUAUUAUUUGAUAAGGUCAAAUUAUUACUUUAUUGUAAAUAGUUAUGCUGGAAAUUGAGUAUGAGAGAAUAUCUUAUUUGAGAGAAAAUGUGUAGAAAAAUUACUAUUGUUAAGAGUAGUAUUACAGAGUUUUUUAUUUUAUCAGAGAAAAAUGACUAUUGUCAUAGUCAUUUUUUAUAGUAGGAUCAUUCAUAUCCUUGUAGGAAAAUGACUAUUGUUAAAAGAAGUAUGAUCGUUUUUUCUAUUUUAUAUGGGGUAUUAUCAGAGAAAAAUUACUAUUGUCACAGCCAUGUAGCAUAGCAGGAUAAUUUAUGUCCACUUUGGUAGGAUGUCAUAUCCAAGUAGGUAACACUGUAAAAUCAGAUCUAGGUUCAGCUGGCGAGUUAUAUGCAUCAAAACCAUUCUCAAUGAAGUUAAGCCUACUUCUUUCAAGCUUCUGUCAACCAUCUGUCAGUCAUUGUGGAUGACUAAACCUAGUUAUACAGCAUUGCCAUUUUCCUUAAGCUAGGGUAUUUUACUGGAGAUGAUUUUUCUAUUGUGAGUGAAUACUCAUCCUAAAAAUUUAAUAACACAAAUAUUAUUUUUAUAGUUACAUUUGCUGGCAAUAGAAAUUAUUGUUUUGAUAGUUACUUUAGUCCGAAUUAUGAGUAGGGUUGUUUCUCACUGUGACAGUUGAAUCUGGUGAUUUAUUAUGUUUUUGGUGAGGAUAAAGAUUUUAUGGACGUUUGUUGAUAUAAUUUUUUUAAAUUGAAAAAAUAUAUAUAAUCGAAUUUAAUGAAAUUUUGGAAUUCUGAAAUUUAUAGGUCAGUUAGAUUUGUUAAUUAGAUUGUAGUUUGUACACGUGUGUCUUUCGAUGAAUCAAACGUUCUUACAUUAUUUAUCCAGUUGUAAUAUCCUUCCAUGAAAUACCUAUUAUCUUUCUGCCUUAGGUAUUACGUUUGGUAGCUAUGAAAUGGGAGACUAGAUUUGAUAUCUCAUGUAUCUGGGACAAAACAACGUGUCGGUCGAUUCCCAAACCGCUGAUCAGCAGAUUUGAUCUCCACUUACUGGUGAUAGUUUUGCUUGAUUGAAGAUCACAUUAUACCAUUGAUUGACGAUUGAUAUACGAAAUAAUCAAAAUUAACUUACCAAUUGACUGAUCAAACAUUAAACCAGUAUGAUAUGCUAACCCUAUAAUUGAUCCACUGCAUCAACAUUUCGAAGCAUACAACAGCAAGAACCAUUGCAAAGCCAUAAGCAAUAUUAGCGUUCAAUCACAGCAAUAAAAUUGUAAGUCAUCCUGCAAAAAUGAUUAAGAACAUUCUAACAUUUUAAUAGAAAAAUAAUAAUUUGUAAAAAUGUAUAUUAUUGAAGAAUUUUAAUUUUCCAAGAUGAAAUUUUAUAAAUUGCUCAGUUUGUAAAUAAAUGUGUUAAGUCUUGAAUGUAAAAUGUCAAGGAAAUUUGAGAACUUAUGAAUUUGAUAGAUUUAUAUUAGAGCUAAUUAUUUAAAUUAAUGUACUACGGUACACCUAUCUACAAAAAGUCCUACAAUUUAUUUCAAUGCAAGAUCAGAAUAAAUUUCAUUAUAAAAUACAAUUAAAAAUAGCUUUACAAAGACAACUCAUAUUAGUAGCCUAUAAGUUGAGAAACAGAGCUUUAAUAUUGAUUUAUUAUAUUUUUAUAUUAGUAGUUGGUUUCAUGAACAAAACCGUUAAAGUACACAUUCCUAAUCAUAUUUAUAUGAUUUGUGAUUCUGUCCACGAAUGAAUAAAUAAAAAGACGUUGCUUCUUGAUUAUCACAAAACAAUUUAAUCAUAAUUAAUUGAUUUUUAAAAUAUAUUGUUGAAUUGAAUUGGGCUCAAAGUUGAUUGCUAUGUUGAUGUAUAGUAGAUCAACUUGAACGACUAUUAAUCUAAUUCAUCAACGGACAACUUAAAUUUUAAUUUUAAGCUCGAUCACUUUAUUUUAUACUAAAAUGUAAAUUAUAAUUUUUUGUAUAGUAUCUUUUUAUAACUAUUUGUUCUAGGAUGAAAGUACAAGCUAUAUUCUAAUGUGCCAAACUACUAAAUUUUGUAAAUAUUUAUUAAUUAUUUACUCAUUCACUAUAUUAAAAUAAGACAUAGUGACUAGAGCCUUAGAACUUGUCUAUUGUCAUUUUAAAUCAUAGUUUAGUGCUACAAUAAACUAUUUGAAAUAAAGGCACUAGAUUAGAACGAAUAUUUAUCAAAUUCUAUUUUGUAUUUUUUUAUAAAAGCGUAAUGCCAUAAAUUAUUAUUAUUAUUAUUAAUUAGUAUUAUUUUUAUAUUUGAGGUUUUGCCAUAAAGUAAACUGCUCUUUGUUAAUUGUGUACUUGAUCCCAAUUCAAUGAUGUCUUCUCAUCUGCUUAUUUAUCCAUUCUUCCAAAAUAUUUUUAUUCAUUUUAUAUUGUAUUUGUAUAACAGUCUAUCCUUUAAAAUAGUAAAUUAAUAUCCUUUUUCAUUUUACUUGAUUUCCAUAUACGAUUGUGAAUAUUAAUCCUUCAAAGCAAAUCUUCUAAUAAUUAUGUUUGAACAUUAUAAGCUUGAAUAUCAUCAACACUUUUAUAAAUAAUGUUUUCUCUCAAUUCAUCUCUUGUUAAUAAAAAAUAAUGCUCGAGUUUUGAAGCACAGUAAUGUAAUAUUUAUAGCAAGUACCAUAUUAUGUUCAUUUCAGUCAUCACUAUUGUACAGAAUCAUAAUAUUGUAAGUUCGUUUAUUAUCAUAAGAUGAGUAACUUAUGAAUAAUAACAGAUAUAACUUCUUUAGAUAUAGAAAAAUAACUCAGGUGUCAUUUUUGCCAUUAAAGUACGGUAUACAACUUUAAACUAGGUGUAUGUAAUUUUAUUUCUGUUAUUACAGUACCUACAGUGAGUAAGAAUCGAUGUGUUUCUUUUUUAUCAUGUUUAUAAUGACUGUACAAAAUAGUUUAUCGAAAUAUAUAUUAUUGUAUCAACAUA
Messenger RNA from Nilaparvata lugens (brown planthopper), 6674 nucleotides. It is a transcript of the gene dachs, whose product is annotated as unconventional myosin-IXa. Gene Ontology annotation, biological process: actin filament organization; vesicle transport along actin filament. The record is from RefSeq and is a predicted model, not a curated record. Bases 286 to 3621 code for a protein of 1111 amino acids. Gene Ontology annotation, cellular component: myosin complex; cytoplasm; actin cytoskeleton. NCBI's taxonomy places the organism in Eukaryota, Metazoa, Arthropoda, Insecta, Hemiptera, Delphacidae. Gene Ontology annotation, molecular function: ATP binding; actin filament binding; cytoskeletal motor activity. The transcript is spliced from 16 exons.